CGGACGAGGAGGAGGGGGAGAUGGUGGUGGCGGCGCCGUGCGCCGCGCGGAGGUCGUUCAGGGACUCACUCAAGGUGCUGGAGGCGGACAUCCAGCACGCCAACACCCUGGCGUCCGAGUGCUCGCGGGACUACGACGGGGUGUGCGUGCAGAUGCGUGUGUCCUACAGCCCCGCCGCGCGCCUCUUCCUCUUCCUCCUCCAGUGGACCGACUGCAGCCUCACCGGCGCGCUCGGCCUCCUCAGGAUCCUCAUCUACAAGGUCUAUGUGGACGGCACCACCACCAUGUCCACCCACGAAAGGAUGGCACCACCAGCAUUGCUUGAGUUCUUGUCUGUAUUGCAAGGUGGUGAAACAGUGCGGGCGACUGGUGUGUUUCUAUAG
This is a messenger RNA of Triticum dicoccoides, 383 nucleotides long. Its product is annotated as E3 ubiquitin-protein ligase AIRP2-like. NCBI's taxonomy places the organism in Eukaryota, Viridiplantae, Streptophyta, Magnoliopsida, Poales, Poaceae. Bases 21 to 383 code for a protein of 120 amino acids. The transcript is spliced from 4 exons. The record is from RefSeq and is a predicted model, not a curated record.